Molecule: messenger RNA, 3260 nt
Organism: Zootermopsis nevadensis
Lineage: Eukaryota; Metazoa; Arthropoda; Insecta; Blattodea; Termopsidae
Source: RefSeq, a predicted model, not a curated record
AACUUCCAUGUUUAAAUGUUGGUAACGAUGCAAAGGACUUUUAAAACCAAAGAAAUGUUUAUUGUUAGAGCUCUAGAAAAGAUACUUAGCGACAAAGAUAUAAAGCGAUCGCACCACUCCCAGUUGAAACGGGCUUGUGAGGUGGCAUUGGAAGAGAUACGAAAUGAACUGAAAGAUGGAGGUCAGGAUGGCCCUAACUCAUCAUCUGCCUUGCCAUUACCAAAGAAUGAUGAAGCCAAUAUCAUUACAGCAGAGAAAUACUUUCUUCCAUUUGAAUUGGCAUGUCAGAGCAAAGCAGCUAGGAUUGUUGUCACAGCUCUUGAUUGUCUUCAGAAACUCAUAGCUUAUGGACAUUUAACUGGAAAUAUUCCUGACUCAACUACUCCAGGAAAAUAUCUUAUUGAUCGCAUUGUUGAAACAAUAUGUGGAUGUUUCAGUGGCCCACAAACAGAUGAAGGGGUUCAGUUACAAAUAAUAAAGGCCUUGCUGACAGUUGUAACAAGUCAGCAUGUUGAAGUUCAUGAAGGGACAGUUCUUCUGGCAGUACGAACUUGUUACAACAUAUACCUGGCUAGCAAGAACCUGAUCAAUCAGACAACAGCUCGUGCCACAUUAACUCAGAUGCUGAAUGUCAUCUUCACACGCAUGGAAAGUCAAGCAGCAGAUGAUAUUAACAAAGGGAAAGAAAAUGUGGAGGGAAUGGAGUUGAACCAAGGUGAAGCAAAGCCAUCAGACUACCUGGAUGGAGGAACUGAUAAAUGUGAGAAGAAAGCUGAGGGUGUCAUCCAGUCUGAAUCUGAGAUGAGUCAUCGUGACAUGGUACGAGGGAUGUUGAUUGGCAUUGUAGAUACUGUGGUUCAAGGCUGUGAAGGUGAUGGAGCAACACUGAGAACAAAUACAAGUGCUGAAGAGAGUGGAGAUUCAUUCAGUCCAGUGCUGGAAUCUCAGUCUGACAAUGGUAGCCUGCAGAAUCAACCCACAACUCCAUCCAUCACUCGUGUACCCUCUCAGGAGAGCAUGGAUGUGAAUGAAGCAGACACAGCUGUUACAGCAAAGUUUACUCAUGUCCUUCAGAAAGAUGCAUUUCUUGUGUUCAGAGCCCUCUGCAAGCUGUCCAUGAAGCCGCUUCCCGAAGGACAGCCAGAUCCAAAGUCACAUGAGUUACGCUCAAAGAUUCUAUCCCUCCAUCUUCUGUUGUCAAUCCUCCAGAAUGCUGGUCCAGUAUUCAGAGCCAAUGAAAUGUUUGUGACAGCAAUCAAGCAGUAUCUGUGUGUAGCCCUCUCGAAGAAUGGAGUCUCCUCCGUCCCUGAAGUGUUUGAACUUUCACUAGCAAUAUUUCUUGCUCUUUUGUCAAAGUUCAAGAUGCACUUAAAAAUGCAAAUUGAGGUAUUCUUCAAGGAAAUUUUCUUAAAUAUCCUGGAAACAUCGAGCUCUUCAUUUGAACAUAAAUGGAUGGUGAUUCAAGCUCUAACCAGGAUCUGUGCUGAUGCUCAGAGUGUUGUUGACAUUUAUGUUAAUUAUGAUUGUGACUUGUCUGCAGCAAAUCUCUUUGAAAGACUAGUCAACGACCUGUCAAAGAUUGCUCAGGGGCGACAAGCUCUGGAAUUGGGUGCUACACCAAAUCAAGAAAAGUCAAUGAGGAUUCGAGGUUUAGAGUGCUUAGUUUCUAUUCUGAAAUGUAUGGUAGAAUGGAGUAAAGAUCUUUAUGUGAAUCCUAACUCUCAAACAACUUUGGGUGCUGAUCGUCACAAGGAAACUGACAGUGAGUUGGUACCUCCAAAAGGUAACAGCAGCAUUAAGUCUUAUGGCAGUAACAACAGCCUCAAUUCUGGCAGUUCAGGACAGGGGAGUGUGAUUGGUUCUGGCAACAACAGAGAAGCUCCUGACACACCAGAACAGUUUGAAGUGCUCAAACAUCAGAAGGAAAUCUGGGAAACAGGCAUUACUUUGUUCAGUAGGAAACCGAAGAAAGGUAUACAUUUCCUUCAGGAGCAGAGGUUAUUGGGUAAUACAUCUGCUGAGAUUGCAGAAUGGUUACAUGCAAAUGAUCGUUUAGAUAAAACUGGCAUCGGAGAUUUUUUAGGGGACAGUGAUGAUUUCAGUAAGGAGGUAAUGUAUGCAUAUGUCGACCAGAUGGAUUUUGGCAAUAGAGAUAUGGUGUCAGCAUUACGCUACUUUCUGGAGGGAUUCCGUCUACCUGGUGAAGCUCAGAAGAUUGAUAGACUGAUGGAGAAAUUUGCUAGCAGAUACUGUGAAUGCAAUCCAAACAAUGGAUUAUUUGCAAGCGCAGACACAGCGUAUGUGCUAGCCUAUUCUGUGAUAAUGCUAACCACAGAUUUGCACUCUCCACAAGUAAAGAGUAAGAUGACUAAAGAGCAGUACAUUCGUCUGAACCGUGGAAUCAGUGACAGUAAGGACCUACCUGAGGAAUACCUGUCCAACAUCUAUGAUGAGAUUGCUGGUCAUGAAAUCAAGAUGAAGGGAACAGUGAAUAAACCAGGAAAACAAUUAAUCUCAAGUGAAAAGCGACGACGUUUCCUAUGGAAUGUGGAAAUGGAGGUGAUCUCUACAGCUGCUAAGAACCUGAUGGAAUCUGUGAGCCACGUCCAGGCUCCUUUCACAUCUGCAAAACAUCUUGAACAUGUACGGCCAAUGUUUAAGAUGGCUUGGACUCCCUUUCUGGCAGCAUUUAGUGUGGGGCUGCAAGACUGUGACGAUCCUGAAAUUGCAUCCCUUUGCCUUGAUGGAAUCAGAUGUGCCAUCCGGAUAGCUUGCAUUUUCCACAUGACGCUGGAAAGGGAUGCGUAUGUCCAGGCACUGGCCAGGUUCACAUUGCUAACUGCUAACUCACCUAUCACUGAAAUGAAGGCUAAGAAUAUUGAUACUAUUAAAACUCUCAUCACUGUUGCUCAUACUGAUGGUAAUUAUCUGGGAAGCUCAUGGCUUGACAUAGUGAAGUGCAUUUCACAGCUAGAACUUGCUCAGUUGGUGGGUACAGGAGUUAGACCUCAGUUUAUAUCUGGACCCAGGUCACAUCACAAUGAUCAUUCCUUUCCAGAUCCUCUGAAGUUGAAUCUCAGCUCUUUUGAUCCUAGCGUAAAAGAAUCAAUCGAAGAGACGAGUUCACAAAGCGUUGUUCUUGCAGUGGACAGAAUCUUCACAGGUUCCACUCGAUAGGAUGGUGAUGCCAUUGUAGACUUCGUUUGUGCCCUCUGCCAGGUGAGAAUACUUUUUCAAGCAUGUGCAUUAUUCUGUACCGA